This is a messenger RNA of Neoarius graeffei (lesser salmon catfish), 2982 nucleotides long. RefSeq names its product unc-93 homolog B1, TLR signaling regulator (gene unc93b1). Bases 234 to 2108 code for a protein of 624 amino acids. Gene Ontology annotation, cellular component: lysosome; endosome. The transcript has 13 exons. Gene Ontology annotation, biological process: intracellular protein transport; toll-like receptor 7 signaling pathway; toll-like receptor signaling pathway. Gene Ontology annotation, molecular function: Toll-like receptor binding. NCBI's taxonomy places the organism in Eukaryota, Metazoa, Chordata, Actinopteri, Siluriformes, Ariidae. The record is from RefSeq and is a predicted model, not a curated record.
UUAGGGUACUGUACCUUUAAGACCGGACAUGGCAGAAAGGGAAGUGAGAAAGCGCUACUUUCUCGUUUCCCCUUUUUCUAAUUUAAUUCUGUUCUGAGUUGCAGAUAGAGAAGGGGAUGUUCCCAACUAAGACCAGGACUGUUAUUUGAAAAGAAACAGAUUUGCUACAGGAGCUUUUCUUUUGUCUCUCUGGUUGCUUAAACUCUCACAGGAGUCACAGCACUGCAGUCCAGAUGGCAGCAGUGAUGACAGAAGACAACGUGUACAGCGAGGCUGAAUUGCACGCGGUGCCCCCUGCUGACCAUGAGGAGGAAGUACAGCUUCCAGGACCAGAAGGCAACAUCCAGGGGCAGGUAGAGGAGUUUCUGGGGCCCCAUCCAGAUUAUGAUGAAGAAGAGGAAGAACGAAAGUAUUACAGGAGGAAGAAGCUGGCUGUGAUCAAGAAUGUGCUGGGGGCCAGCUGUGGAGGCAUGAUCGUCUACAGCGUUUACUUGGGUCUGUUGCAGAUGCAGUUGAUUCUGCACUAUGAUGAAACCUACAGAGAAGUGAAAUAUGGCAGUCUGAGCCUGCAGGAUAUCGACAACAGGGUGCUGAUGGGCAUCAACGUCACUCCUGUUGUAGCCCUGCUCUAUACUCCUGUACUCAUCCGGUUUCUGGGUACCAAAUGGAUGAUGUUCCUUGCCUCAGGAAUCUACGCACUCUUUGUCUCGACCAAUUACUGGGAGCGGUACUACACCCUGGUACCAUCAGCCGUCGCCAUUGGUGUUGCUAUCGUCCCACUCUGGGCCUCUUUGGGAAAUUACAUCACGAGGAUGGCCCAGCAGUACUAUGAGUAUGUGAACUAUAAGGAGGAGCAUGUGCAGGAGCAGAAGCGAGUGCCAAAGGGAGCUUUCCAUCAUUAUGUCAUCAUCUUCCAGUCAAUCUUCUACAUCUUCUUCCAUCUGAGUUUCGUGUUUGCGGAGUUCCCCAUGGUCUUCUUCCUCAAUAGAUUUCUUAGUAACUACAAUCACACUCUCUGCAAUGUCAAGCACUGCGGAGCUAAGAGCAGCGGGGUGAUUGAUGGUUUUAAUAAGACUGUGCUGCAGCUCUUGCCUCGCUCUUCAGACCUCAUUGUAGUAGAGAGUGUUCUAAUGGGAGCUGCCUUCAUUGCCAUGAUCAUAUUCCUGGCUGUGUGUGGCGCUGCGUAUCGGCCCACAGAGGAGAUUGACCUGCGCAGCAUCGGCUGGGGCAACAUCUUCCAGCUGCCCUUCAAACACCUGCGUGACUAUCGCCUGCGCCUGCUCUGCCCUUUCUUCAUCUACUCCGGCUUUGAGGUGCUCUUCGCCAUCAAAGGACUCAUACUGUCAUACGGUGUGUGUGCAGUGGGGCUUGAGAAGCUGUGGCUGCUGGUGAUGGUCUACGGCCUGUCGUCCUCUGUGUGCUCGUCGUUGUCAUUAAUGCUCCUCCAUCCACGUCUGCAUCGGCACGUCAUGCUGCUGGGGGGAGCAGCGGUUCACUUCAUCUUGCUUGUGGCUCUCAUGUUCUGGUCCUCUAUUCCAAGAACUCCUCAACAGCUGCCCCAGCUCCUUGUGCUGGCUGCUCUGUGGGGCCUGGGCACUGCUCUCAACAAAACCGGGUUGACCACUCUGCUUGGUAUGCUGUAUGAGGAUAAGGGGCGCUUAGACUUUGUCUACACCAUUUAUCACUGGUGGCAGGCCAUCGCCAUCUUCAUUGUGUACCUCUGGUCUGCCCUGCCUAUGAGGGCCAAACUCGCCAUCCUAUUGGUUACUCUGCUGGUUGCAGGCUUCUGUUAUUUACAGAUGGAGCGUCGCCUAGAAAAGAGAAUUCCCUUCAGGUUACCACGGAUUCCCCGUCCACGGCACAAGGUCAAAGGUUAUCGUUACCUUGAGGAGGAAAACUCUGAUGAGUCGGAUUCAGAAAAGAGCAACAUAGAGGAGGAGAUAGAAGAAGCCAGGCAGAGUGAAGAAGAAAAGGAUGAGGAUGUGGGAUCGCAGGGCUCUCAUUCACCAGGCCCAGAGAGGAACAGGAUCCACGGUCUCCGACGGAGACAUGAUGAUGCUGCCUAUGAGCAGGCAGGGGAGAGGGAGGAGUAUGCCCAAGCCAUGUGACAAUGCUGCGUUCGGACUGAACCUGAGACACGUCCCCACAGUUCAUAUGAAUGAUGAAAAAAUGAAGUUGAAAUACUUCGGUUGCAGGUGUUGAAUGUAGUUUUUGAGGAGAGACCAUGGAAUUUGCUUUGGUGUAUACUUUUACAAAGGAAAGCAAAAUGUUCUCAAGUAAUUUAGUGAAAAGUGAAGUGAAAAAAGGAAAUAGCUACAACCCAGUAAGACCGGGCGCUCUUUCACGAAAGAAACAGUCACUGUCAUAUGCUGGAGGUUUUUGCCAGCUGCAUUUCACACACUUCCUUUUUUCACUUCAUGCUUUUUCAAGCUUUUUCUGUUUUACUGUUUCUUUUUAAGCAGGUCUGUAAUUACUUCAUUUUCUCAAAAUAUUGUGAUUGUAUUUCCCUCAUUGUUCUCAAAACUUCUCUUGCUCACUGGGUUUUUGUUUGAUUUUAUACACAACCAGUGAAAAGUUUGGAUACAUUAAGUUGAAUACACUUUUACAUGGUUUUAAAGACAUUUUGAUAAAUGUUUAUACUUAAAAUUUGCUUCUAAGACAAGUAUAUCGUGAAAAGUUAAAUCCUAUGUCCAAAUUUUUUUUAAAUUAAAAAAAAAAAACAGUGUCCUGGGUGAUGCUCCUUCAUGAAGUUGGUCGAGAAGCUUCUAAGAGUGCGUAAAGCUUCAUCUGGAAUAUGGUUAGGAAUUUAAAAAUAUGAACCAGCUGAAGAUAAAAUGGUCAGAAUAGUUCAUUUCUUUAAGACUUUUUUAUAAUUUACUGCAUAAUUCCAUAUGUGUUAUUUCAUAAUGUUAAAAUUGUCAUUAUUAUUCUAAAAUAGUAAAUAUCAAGAAAACCUUUGAGCAGUUGUGUCCAAAUUUUUGA